This is a messenger RNA of Rhodofomes roseus, 1380 nucleotides long. RefSeq lists its product as uncharacterized. Lineage: Eukaryota; Fungi; Basidiomycota; Agaricomycetes; Polyporales; Fomitopsidaceae. The transcript is spliced from 4 exons. The record is from RefSeq and is a predicted model, not a curated record. Bases 1 to 1380 code for a protein of 459 amino acids.
AUGUCUAGCAGACCCAUCGAGCCGAUGCCCACCUCAAACUUUGCACAUGCCGACGAGAACAGCCCAGUGGUCUCUGCUAAUAACGGCGAGACACGCACACGACUCAGACCUCUGGACUCGUCGUUCGUUCGCCUGACUCUGGUUGGCUCCGUCGUCCUCGGCGCGAUCGCGCUGCUCCCAUAUGCCAUCAUGCGCAGACGAUUCCUCGCCCUAGAGCAGCGCCUAGAGCGCACCACGACCGCCAACGCCGCGCUGCAACAUGAUGUGCAGAAGCUGCUCGAACAAGACGCCGUGAGGCGGAGCGAGCGCAAGCAGCUGGGCGGGCUGAUAGCGGAGACGAAGAACAUCAUGGAGGAGGUGCGCAGGGCGGGCGAUAGGCGGGAGUCCGAGCAGCGCAUGCUCAACGACAAGCUCGUCCGAGGCGUGCAGGAGCUGAAGUCACUCGUCGAGAGCACAGAGGCUGCAGCCGAGGAGCGUCACUUGGUGGGGACCAACUUGAAGUUCCGUCAGGAUACAAGCAGCCAGCCAGCCUCAGUACUUCCUUCCGAACAACCACCAGGAAUGCCCUCGUCAGACUCCCGAGAACGCGACGGCACCGAAGCCUUCGUCGCGCUGCUCGCCCUCGGCGUUAUCACUGCUGCGCCCUACCUCCUCGUCCGCCGGCGACUCUCUGCCCUCGACGCCAGCCUCCACCGCAUGAGCUCGAAGAUGACCGCAAAGUCCCGCGAGAUUGUCAAGCUCCGCAAUACGAUCGCUGCGCUGCAAGCGACGCAGAUGGCCAAGGAGGCGGGGAGUGCCGCGCUGCACCGGGAUGUGCAGGCGCUCGCGGCGGCGGUGUCCAUGGUGAAGGGAGAUACGGAGGUCAUAAUCGAUGGGAUGGGGGAGCUGAAGAAGAUAGUGGGUGACCUGCGCAUGAAGGCGGAGAGAGACGAGGACGCACGUCUGAGGAAUGAGGAAGCGGAGGCUAGGAUCCAAAAGGCCCUGGACGAUAUCAGGCAGGUGGUGGCCGCACUGCAGAAGACGACAGAACAGAAAGAACAGCUGCGUAUCGAGCGUGAAGAGGCGCGAUACGAGCAAGUCAUGGGUUUCCUACAGCAGUACCUUCAUGCGCAUAACAGGACUGUUUCAUCUGCAUUCCGCGACGUGGGCAGGUCGAUGGGCGACGUCGCAGCAUUCAUGCACGAAGUCGAGCUGCUGCACGGAUACGUAGCCAGUCCUGGCGACAGGCGCGGCAUCGAACGAAUCCGACAGUUCGCUAAGAAGCUGCAGGAGCUGCCCAAUGCCUUGCCGGGUUGCACGACUGCACAGCUCGCGGAGAACCCGCGCUCGGAUUCGCCACCGCCUAAGGGAAAUGAACCAAGCGAUCUGUUAUCCCAUUAA